GACAUGCGAUGGGGAGAGACGUCAGCUGAGAGCACAUUUCUCCUCCAAGCCCAGCCCCUGGGUGGAGUCCCACCCUUGCAGCACUGAGUUUCGUGCCUAUUGAAACUGGUACAGAUUUCUCGCUGCACUACUGGAAUACACGUGCUGAGGGUCGCUUCUGAGAAGUCCUGCCAGUUGUCUUGUAUUACUUUUCUCUGUGAUCUGCUUGUCGUCUCUUUGCAUCUUCAAUAAUGGUAACCAACUCUCCAAGAUGGCCAGAAAUUAAAGAUUAAUCUCCAGAACACUUCUUCAAGCAACCAGGGAGGAAAAAUCACAGGGGCAAUAUAAAAUAGUGUUCUUUAAGAAGUUUGGACAUUUUGUGUAUAUGUUGGAGGCCUCGUAAGCUAUGGGUAUCAUAGCCUUCUUGAAAUCCCAAUUCAUCUGUCACCUGCUUGUAUGUUACAUCUUUGUAAUGACUGGACUCAUCGUCAACUUCCUUCAAUUGUGCACGCUAAUUAUAUGGCUGAUCAACAAACAGCUGUAUAGGCGGAUCAACUGCAGAUUGGCUUACUGCAUUGCCAGCCAAUUGGUGUGGCUGCUGGAGUGGUGGUCAGGCACUGAAUGUACUCUUUAUACUGAUCAAAAGAAUUUCGUUAAGUAUGGAAAAGAGAAUGCCAUAGUUAUUCUCAACCAUAACUAUGAGAUUGAUUUUCUUUGUGGAUGGGACUUCUGUGAAAGGUUUGGUGUGUUGGGGAGUUCAAAAGUACUUGCAAAAAAGGAGCUGGCUUACGUUCCUCUGAUUGGUUGGAUGUGGUACUUUCUGGAAAUAGUGUUUUGCAAGCGGCAGUGGGAGGAAGAUCGCAAAAAUGUUGUCCAGAGCUUGCUUAACCUCCGAGAUUACCCAGAAAUAUUUUGGUUUCUGAUUCAUUGUGAAGGAACACGCUUUACAGAGAAAAAACAUCAGAUUAGCAUGCAGGUGGCAGAAGCCAAAGGUUUGCCCAAGCUAAAGUACCAUCUCCUCCCUCGAACAAAAGGCUUUGCACUCACCGUUCAAUGUCUGAGGGGUGUAGUCCCAGUUGUGUAUGAUGCUACACUCAAUUUCAGAAAUGGUGAAAAUCCAACCUUACUGGGAACUUUACAUGGAAAAAAGUACCAUGCAGAUCUUUAUGUUCGACGGAUCCCAAUGGAAGAGAUUCCUGAAGAUGAAAAGGAAUGUGCUAACUGGCUCCAUAAACUAUACCAAGAAAAGGAUCUUCUGCAGGAGGAAUACUACAAAAAUGGCACCUACCCUGGCACUCCCAUUGUGCCACCAAAACGACCAUGGGUCCUUGUAAACUGGCUGUUCUGGUCUGCGCUGCUGCUGUUUCCUUUAUUUAAGCUAGUUGCUAACAUGAUCGUCAGUGGAUCUUCCCUGAUUCUAAUUACAUUUUCGUUAAUCAUCAUUGUGGCCUCCGUUGGUAUGCGAUGGAUGAUUGGAGUGACAGAAAUAGAAAAGGGUUCCAGCUACGGUAACAAUGAAUCAAAGCGAAAAAAUUAAUUUCCAUGAAGAAUGGUAGUACUUCGAAUGGAGCUAAAAUAUAUAUUUUUGAAGAGAACUUGCGGUAGAUGCUUGGGUCGGAGGAUGAUGCAUCUAAAUUACUGUGAUUCUUUCGUGUGCAGAUCACUGGGUAGAGUGGUAUCUUAAUCUGUGUAAAAGGAUAGAAUGGAUUUCAUGUCCUUUAUGACGUAGGUGGUGCAUGAAACCAUUCACACAGUAAUGAGACAUGGUGAAAUUGGAUGUUAGAGAAUGCCACACUAAUAGUGCCACUAAAAGAUCUGACAUAUUGAGGCUUUCAAUAUUAUGACAUUUCAAUCUAAAUGGAAAUUACCUAUUUUCAAAAAAAAACUGGUGUAACAGAAGAAUUCAGUCUUUUUCUAAUAUAAAACUGUGCUUCUAACUUAUUCAAAUGCAUUUGUAUUUUACUAAAUUUUGAGUCACCCUUUAGUUUUGCAGAAUGUGUCUUUUAUCACCAUAGUUGCUGAGAUAUUUGACAUACUGAUCCAUUCCAUGCAGAAAAGAGGAAGUUUCACCUGACCUAAUGCUGCAGAUUGUUUUCACGGGAUGAGUGAAAGUUCAUUGAUUUACAACAUUGGAAUCACAGAAAAUUUGUGAUGCAGAAGGAGAUAAUUUUUCCCGUCAUGUUUGUGUAGGUCAAGAAGGAGCUACCUAGUCUAAUCCCGCUUCCAACACUGGGUCCAUAACCCUGCAGGUAACAACUCUUCAAGCACACACCCAAGUACUGUUUAAAUGAAGUGAUGGUCUCUGCCUCUGCCACAUUUCCAACCAGUGAAUUCCAGGCCCCUACCACUCUCAGCUCUCCUCUAAAUUCUUCCACCAAUUACAUUAAAUCUCUGUAGUAGAGUGCAGACCAAAGUUGUCAAAGUGACAAAUACUAUACCAAAUGGCACUUGGAGAUGAACAAAAAAAAUGAAACAAAAUACAGGUUGAGCCAUAUUUGUGGGAGCGAACAAAAAAAAGUUAGCUGAAGCUGUUUAAAUCCAGGCGGCUAUAUCAUAGGUGGAAGAUUAUGUGCUACUGGAGGCUGAAAGCAGUCAGGUCAGAUUGGAAGUGGCACAGACAAUUAAAGUGACAAGGUCCUGUGGAGCUUGUUACCCAGAAGACUAUUAUCUGGCUGUUUUGUCCUUUAUGACUAUGUUGUUGACUUGGAUCUCUUCCUCCUCCUCUCCUAGUGCUCUGAAACUGAUUUACCUUCAAGUAGCUGUUUCCGCUCCACAUUUGCUAUAUAAUUUCUUAGUUGAGUAAAAUUUACCUUCCUUUCUCCACUCCCCCCACCACACCAGCCCUGAUUUAGAACCUAUUUUAUUUCAUUUUCCUUUAACUAUGUUAAAUCUAAGUAAUUCAGAUCACUAUGACGUGUUCUCUCAUUGAUGAUCCUUCCACCUGCGCAUCCUUGUUCCCCAAAACUAAAUCCAGAAUUGCAACCUCUCCCUUUUUUUUAGUUCAAACCAUAUGGCCUUAUUUGAUGUUCAUUCUACCAUUUUGUGCCUUAUCAUCGUUCUGUUUCUUUAACAGAUAUUGAUACCUCCCCUCCCCCCAUCUCAUCUGGAAACCUUGUAACCAGAAACAUUAAAGCUGCCACUCCUGUGCCUCUCUAAGCCAUAGGUUUCAGUAAUAACUAAUAUACACUUUCACAUGUCUACCAAUGCCUUCAGCCCAUCUAUACUAUUUAGUAAACUCCUUGCAUUUUGGUACAUGCUAUUUAAGACAGACUCCUUUUUGUAUUGUCCUUUUCUAAGCUCUGCCUUCCAUACUCUCAUUACUUUUCAGCUUUUCUCCGUUCAAAAUUUAUACUCAGCUCUCCAUUUCUGUACCAUGUACACCUUCCUACCUUCCUAGAAUUGGUGCCAGAAGUUAAGAGCCCACCAUUUCUGGAGUUGUGCCAUUCAUCUGCACUGCCCUCCCAUUUCUAUGCUAAUUUGUGCACUUGAAUUCUUGCCCCACAGAAUUUUGUUUUGAGUGUAAUCAGAGCUGAGGUGAAGCACUACACCAUGACACAGCAAGGCAACCAAGCAUUGUGCCCUAAAUUGCCUGGUCUAGUACUAAUAGAAUUGAAGCGGGAUGCUUAUCUGUCAUCAAAGCCAGAGUAUGGUAUGGCCCAGGAAGGGAGAGAUGAGAUUUCUGAAUGGUAAAAUAUUAGUAAAGUCCAUUCUAGAAGACCUCAUCAAUCCAGAGUACAAACCUCCUUGCAUUUUCGAUUGUUAAUGUAAGAAUGUGAAGGAAAAGCUAUUUAAUUUCUAACCUCAGCAAUAAGAAAAACUUAUGCAGAAGGAUCCCUAGACUGCACUUAAAUGUCUGAGUGUAAAUUCUUUCUCAGUCUUGAGAGGAAAAUACAUCCCAUUAUUUAUUGGGUGAUAAGUGUUAUGAUCAGUACAAUAACUAGUCAAGGAAAAAUGAAUUAAAUUGCUGUGAUUUCUUUACUAUCAGGUGAUUUUCUCUAUUGUUGCUGACCCAGUUUCUGAUGAUUUGAACAGAGUGAAAGCUGUAUCAAUCUAUUUUGGCUACUUGCUUUUUAUUUCUUUUGAUGAAAAUGAAACCAUUUCCUUGCUCUACUCUAGGCUUGCUAUGGACCUUUUCACUAACCUUUGCAAUAUCCAGUGAGUGGCUAACAGUGUGAGAGAGCAUUCAGUCUCCAAAUGAGACUCCUUCCCUUGUUAAUGAGUCAUUCAUCAAUCUCUAGUGAUUGUAUGAAACUAGGGAAGGGCAUGUUCCAGUCCAAUUCUUGUGGCUUUUGUAGAUGUCAUUGAAUUUUAUUUCUGUUCUUUCAUCCCUUUUAUUUCUGCCUUUCUCCACCAACAACCUUUGAUAACAUUGGGGAAUUGCUCCAGUUGUUUGAACCAAAUGUUAUGCACUCUCCUGUAUUAUUAUUCUGCUUCCUCUUGAACUUCUAUUUUUUCAAAUGGAUCCAUCUACUGGAUUAGGCAAGAAUUAAAUGCCUUGUAAUUCAAGAGCAGUGUUUAAGAUUUGGAAUGGCAAUAAUAUAAUUACAGUAAUUAACCCAUUAAAUUGCCAUUGUGCAGGUAUUUCUGCCUUCUAAAAAAUCUUUAUCCACUCUUAUCAUUACACUGGGUACUCUUUACCUGCUGGGGAACAGAAUGGAAGAAGUUGCACACCACAACAAGUCUGUUAGAGGUGUAUUUGCUUACUGCACUGGUGAGGCUGAUGAUUCUCAACAGUAGCUGGGGGCUUUGGUUAUUCAAUGAAAAUUGUCAUCAAAUGCUUAUGCUGGCAUUGAGGUUAUUGUUGGUACCUAGCACAGAGCAAGUUGCAUUCUUGCAGGAGGGGGAAAAAAAGUAGCAUUUGUAUGUCACCUAAUAAGGUUUCAAAGCGUAGUACAACCACAAGUUUACUUUCAUUGUGCUUGCUGUCAUAGUGAUUACAGCAGCCAAUGCAUGUGAAAGAGUCUACAAAUAUCAAGAUAGGGAUUGAUCAAACCAGUUGAUAAUGAUGGUGGUACAACAUUUCACAUCAUGAUUCUAGGCACUCCAGUGUGUUUUGUGCACACUCAAAGUCCUGCCAUUUGCUGACUAUGUCUAGAAUUUUUAGAUUUAAAGAGCAUUAAAUUAAGCAGUGUUUACUACUGUAGACUGGUUGAGUAAGGAAAGAUAUUGUAGUUGUCAGUAUGGAUGACAAAUCUGAUUAUUCACCAUCUGGGAAAGGAACUUAAUGAUUUCUACAAGCUGCAUGGAUUAAAAUGGCAAUCCAGAAUUUGCUCUUUGAUUUGGUCUUCUCCACAAGUUAUUUUAACAAAUCAGUAAAUUUCUGAUAUUCUUGAACUGUUUGGUCUGUAAAACUGCUCUGAAAGUCUUGUUUUGUUGCUUGAGGUGCAAGUAAGUGAGCUAGUAAUAGUGUAUAAGCCAUAAUUACUGGUCAGAAACUAUUCUGGCCCUAAAAAAUGUGGAUUAUUAUUGCCCUAGUCAAAUUCCAAGGUACAAAAGAUUUUAAAAUUAACUUUUUUAAAGUUUGUGCUACAUAAGCCUCUGUCAUGCCAGAAUGAAUUUUUCACUAUUAGCUAUUUAAAAAUUGUGCUAGUAAUGAGUAGUGCAUCCAUAUAUAAAAUGUUGCUCAUUAAUCCAAGUUUUCAAGCAAUCUUUGAGCAAGAAUCAACUUGCACUUGCAGUACUUAGUAUGACUACUUCAAUCAUUGUAAACAUUAUUUGAUCUGGCCAACAUUUACCAACAUUACUUUACCAACAUUAACUUAGCAGUAUCUCUGUUAAUGUUUAUGCUAAAAUGCUGUAGAAAGAAAUUCCUUAACACAAGGGGGUCAUAAGUUAACAAAGUUUGAGCAUUGUUCCUGCGAUUGUAGCAUUUUGAAGCUGAGAAACAAGGUUAAUAAAUUGAUAUUUGGAAUUGUGUUUUGAAAUGUCAAAAGGGCUUCAAAUUGAGCUAAGGUGGGUAGUUAAUAGCAGCAGUGGCAGAAGUACAAGGUGUAAUGGUGCCCUCUGCUGGUGGACAAUUGGCAAGUUAUUUUAACAGCCUAAGAUUUGUACUUCAAUUGUAGAGUGCCUUUUGCAAGACCAUUCAUGGUUCAACCACGAAAAUAUGGUGUAGCAAGCUUACAAAAAAAAAGUCAAUUCUUUGUACUGCUACCUAUUUUUAUACUCUUGGGUAAGUUCUAUUCAUAGCCUAACAACAUCCAUGACUUUUAUAUGCCUUUAUGAAUGACAGGAUGAUUUUGGCUUGUCAAUGAGACAAACAUACACAAUUACUCCAUCUGCCUCAUUUCCUCUAUUUGUGGUAGCAGUGACACUAAAACCACUUGUGUAGAAUUGACCAACUCCAUCCGUCUCAGCUGAAACCUGUUUGUCCAUGAUUUUGUUACAUCUGGACUUGACUAUUUUAAUGGUGUCCUCCUUCAUUUUUUCCAUAAAUUUAUCCAAAACUCUGCAACUUGUACCACAUCCUGUUCAGUUACUGGCUUUGUGUUCAUUGGCUUCCAGUUCACAAUUCUAAUUUUCAGGGACCUUGUAAUGAUCAUAUUAGUAAAUGGCAUUUUUAAUGGGAUUCAUGGAUGAGAAUGUAGCUAUUAAACUUUGACUCCAUUGGGACAAAGGAAAAUGAUAAAGUAACUCAAAUAGUGAAGUGGUCCAUUCAGGGUAUUAUAGGGAAAAUUUAAAAUGUCUGACUGGACUGUGCUCCUAGCAUAGGAGUAAACCCUGGAGUAUGUGUAAGAGUCUAAAAAGUGAUGUUUUGAAGCAAAAAUAUUCCUAAAAGAAUUGAUGAGCUGGAGCCACAGCUUCAAACACUGCAAAGCAUCAGGGAUGGAGUUAUGUAGAUGCUGUGCAGCAGGAGGCAGUUAACCACCAACCCCCCCCUCCCCUUAGAGCAGGUACUUCUAGGGUCCAGGAGGCAGAUAGAUGGGUGACUGUCAGAGGAGAGAAAGGGAACAGGCAGACAGAGCAGAGGACCCUGGAGGCUGUUCCCCUCAAAAACAGGUAUUCCACUUUGGAUGCUGUUGAGGGGGAUGACCCUACAGGGAUCAGGUGGCAGUAGCCAGGUCUCUGGCACUAGGACUAGUACUGCUGCUCAGAAGGGAAGGGAGGAGAAGAGGAUGGCAAUAAUGAUAGUGGACUCAAUAGUCAGAGGAACAGACAGGAGGUUCUGUGGACAUGAGCGAGAAUCCCAGAGGCAGGUACAUUGGUCAAAUUCAAGAGGUUACUAGAUAAGAGGGAUAUGUGGGAGGAAAGGGUUAGAUAGCCUUAGAUGAGGUUUAAAGGUCAGUAUAACAUUGUAGGCACUGUUCUAUGUAUGUAAGAGAAAAAAGACUAGGUCAUAGGUAACAAGCAAGUGACACUUCCAGGCUGCUAUGAAAUUUAACAGCUUUCAAUGUACUGGAACUGAUUUAGCCACACACAACUCAUAUUCUGAAUGCUGCUGCUGAGAUCUCUUAAAUUAGUUGGUUUCAGGUCCUGGUAGUUGAUUGCAAUAAACUUUGCACCUAUUGGCAAUCUUAACAUGUGCAUGGGUAAACAACUUUUCUAUUCUGGACCCAUGAAGACCUCCAAGGUUCUUUAAAAUACUUUAAAAGACAAAAAAUAAAUUGCUGGAAGAACUCAGCAGGUCAAGCAGCAUCUGUGGAGGCGAAGAGAUGGUUGACAUUUCUGGUCAAAACCUGCAGUGGGAGACAAGCUCUUGCAUUGCAGAAAUUAAUUAAUGCAAAAUUAGAUUUUUUGCUAUUAUUAUUGCAAAUGUUCUAUAU
Pristis pectinata (smalltooth sawfish) is the source of this 7739-nucleotide messenger RNA. It is a transcript of the gene agpat4, whose product is annotated as 1-acylglycerol-3-phosphate O-acyltransferase 4 (lysophosphatidic acid acyltransferase, delta). The coding region runs from base 386 to 1516 and encodes 376 amino acids. NCBI's taxonomy places the organism in Eukaryota, Metazoa, Chordata, Chondrichthyes, Rhinopristiformes, Pristidae. The transcript is spliced from 10 exons. Gene Ontology annotation, molecular function: 1-acylglycerol-3-phosphate O-acyltransferase activity. Gene Ontology annotation, cellular component: mitochondrial outer membrane; endomembrane system. The record is from RefSeq and is a predicted model, not a curated record.